AUGUUUAGAGGGUGCGCUGUGGUGCGGGUUAAGGCAGGGUCAAAGGGCAAGGCCCCGGGAGGAAACGCUAGCAGCGGCUGUGAGCUCUCAAGUUUUGAUGAUGAUAGCAGUUUCAGAGACAGCGUCUCCUGUGGGGAACAAGGCUGGGAGCAGUCAGGAGAAAAUGACCUUAUCUGUGGCAGCUCUCUCCACCAAAUAGGCCCCAGAGGAUUUGCAGAGGCAUCAGUGCCAGAGGGCACCGUGCAGACGUUGGUAUACCCAGGAAGUAAAGAGCGUCCAGGCAGUGGGGGGAGCCACGACAGGGCACCUGACCGUCGAGAGAGGAGGAGGAGGACCCGUCAGCGGAAGCAGCUGGGGCGGAGGAGAGAGGAGCGCACGAGCAAAGCCUUGCACAUCUACUCCAGGCUUCAGGCUGGACACGAGCCAGCCCAGCCCCGCACGCGCAGCAGGUGCCCCAGGUUUGAGGACUUUGAUUUCCUGGCCAAGUACUGCAUUAUCAGCCCAGAGAAGCUCACGGCGUACAAAAGUGCUUUUGAAGCUGUGGACAGUGAUGGUGAUGGAUAUCUCUCCUGUUUACAAGUACUGCUUGCUUUGAAAGAAAUUAUCCCCCCAGACGUCCUGACAGAGGAGGAAGAAAUCUAUGUGUACAGGAUACUGGAGAUGGUUGACUUCAGGGUGACAGAGGGUCUGACAGACUUGCGUCUUUUUGCUGUGGUAGCCAGCCUGGCCCAGAAGAUAGCCACACUAGAUGAUUUCAUGCGUUCCCUCAUAAUUCAGAUGGACUUCAAGUCCUUGGAGUUGAGGUUGUACAAAGCAAAGCAACUGUUCCUGUUCCUGCUGGAGGGGCAGACAGGGGGCGCUGUGGUGCCACAGGGCUGUAUCAGUGCAGAACAGCUGCUGGUGGAGCUGAAGGCAGGAGGUAUCCGUGAGGAACAUGAAGAAGCGGUCAGGUGUGAACUCCGUAACCUUCAUUCCCUUGACCUGCUCGACUUCCUUGCCCACCUGCCACUCUUCAUCCACAUCCAUAACUCCGUGAUCACCAACCCCCUGGACGACUCCAACAACCUGUGACAGCAAACACAGGGACUCAUCACCAACCCCUUGGACGAUUCCAACAACCUGUGACGGCAACACAGGAAUUCAUCACCAACCCCCUGGACGACUCCAACAACCUGUGACGGCAACACAGGGACUCAUCACCAACCCUCUGGACAACUCCAACAACCUGUGACAGCAAACACAAGGACUCAUCACCAACCCCUUGGACGAUUCCAGCAACCUGUGACGGCAACACAGGGACUCAUCACCAACCCCCUGGACGACUCCAACAACCUGUGACAGCAAACACAGGGACUCAUCACCAACCCCCUGGACUACUCCAACAACCUGUAACAGCAAACACAGGGACUCAUCACCAACCCCCUGGACGACUCCAAUAACCUCUGACGGCAACACAGGAAUUCAUCACCAACCCACUUGACGACUCCAACAACCUGUGACAGCAGCACAGGGACUUAACCCACAUGUCUGGGUCUGGCCUGAACAGUGUCCAAUGCUCUAUAAGAAACCCAUAUGGAAAUUGAUGGUCUUCUCAAUCAUGCAAUGGACUGAACAAUUAAAACGGACUCCAGCCUUCUACAGAUAAACCACUAAGCAAUUCCAUGAACUUUUAUCGAGUUGCUAGCACAGAUCCCGGCCAACGUACAUACACAGUGGUGUGCUUACCGUGGGACAGAGACAAUUUGUUUUCAUAACGGGGCCAAGUUAACUUACGUUUCAGACGCGUUUCAGACCUUACAGUGAGUGUGUGUGCUUUAGGAGUGCUGUCUCUGGUACUGAAACAAGCUGGGCAGCUCACUCCGUGGUGCGCUCUGGAGAUGCUAGCGCCACCUCUCCACUGCAGCAUGCAACUGCAGCCGGGACUAAAUAAACAAUGAGGCAACCAUUGUGGAAGAGGUUCUAAAAUGUUCUUAAGAUGAAUGAGUGGGGAGGCUGAGAUGUCGCCUCUCUGGAAAAUAAUUGCUGUGAACGGACCGUGGACAGGAAGCACUGACAAGCAGGGAAAACUGUGCCAACAGACAAGAGGAGAUUUGUAUGUCAAAGGGGAAGGAGCGAAAGAAAGAGAGGAGAAAGCUAGAAGAUAAAAGGGGGACUAACUCCUCUCAUUUAGGCCAAAGAAGUGUCCUAGUCCUUCGGCAGAGACCUUGGAGUCAUGAAAAGCUCUCUGGGUUCUUGUGAGCAGAUGAGUGCUGGCGAACAGUGUUCAUCUUUAGUAUAAUGCCGUAUCUGUUUGAGAACUCAAGAGGCAACGAUAGCAGCACUUUCAAAGAAGUGAAAGGAAGUGGGAGCUGAGUGAUAACAAGACAACCCCGUGCCACGCAUGCUUCCCCGACCUCCACCAUGAAUUUCGACAUCAGAGGGCCGGGAAACCAAUCAAUGCGGAUUACUGAGAGAGAGAGAGAGAGAGAGAGAGAGAGAGAGAGAGAGAGAGAGAGCAACUCCCUUAUUCAUCCACAGAAUAAUGAGCAGGCAACAAAGGGAUGGGGCAUUUGAGCGCACACUCGCGCGCGCCCGUGUUUACAGGGGAACACUGAAGUCAACAAGUUUGCCUGAGCCACUGCUCUGAAACAGCGAAGACAUGCAUACAGGUGGCAAAAGAGAACGAACGAAGUACGACAUAACGGGCUUGUGAAAGCUUGAGAGCCCAGUGGGCUAAAGAUUAUUUCCGAUGGAAGGAUUUACCACAGGGUAGCUGUUACAAGGGAAACUCUUCAGCGAGCGUAUGCAUUCUGGCUGCUGUAAAACUCACAUCUUUAAUUGGGUAGCAUUAAGGAGAUGGGAAAUCAUGGGUUCACUUAUUAUUUAAUGUUUUGUGUAUUUUGUGGACCUUUUAAUAUUUCACCAACAGUCAUACCAGUUCUUCCUUUCAUUUAUUCCUUUUUCGUUCAACUUUUCCUUAUGUAUCAGAGCAGCGUGUCAGUCAGAACGAAGACAUAAAUGAAGUCCUUAUUUAAACCGCUUCUCGCACUGCUUCUCCGCGACACAAUGUGUACUCCCAUAUAUCGAUGCAUUAAACAUUAGCCUGACGUUUCUGAUUAACAAUGUAAACUUUGUAUCAGGAAGAGUCAUAAAAGCAAAACACGGGUUAACCGGUAGACGACACGGGACGGAACAAAAGCCUGCGACCUACGCCAAGUCGGCGAUGUUUUCCCCUAACACCUGCCUCUCGCGUGCACCGGUCGGGUGUAGUCGGAUUUUUUUUUUUUUUU
This is a messenger RNA of Electrophorus electricus (electric eel), 3269 nucleotides long. The record is from RefSeq and is a predicted model, not a curated record. NCBI's taxonomy places the organism in Eukaryota, Metazoa, Chordata, Actinopteri, Gymnotiformes, Gymnotidae.